Molecule: messenger RNA, 3105 nt
Organism: Anopheles coustani
Lineage: Eukaryota; Metazoa; Arthropoda; Insecta; Diptera; Culicidae
Exons: 13
Coding region: 1-3105 (1034 amino acids)
Molecular function (GO): iron ion binding; oxidoreductase activity, acting on paired donors, with incorporation or reduction of molecular oxygen; monooxygenase activity
Source: RefSeq, a predicted model, not a curated record
AUGGUGGUCCCAGUGGUAACGGUAGUGGCAGCGUUGGCGGUGGCCGUCCUCUUUGGGGCAUACGGCCUCUUCCGGCGGUUUGGCGAGAUGCUCCGACAUGCCGGAAAACUCGGUGGCCCUACGGCGUACCCGCUCAUCGGCAAUGGGUUGUUGUUCCUGAACAAAACUCCCGCCGAAUUUCUGCGCACCAUCGAGUGGAUGCUGAAGAAGUAUGGCAACAGUUUUCGUGUAUGGCUUGGAACCCAGCUAGUAAUUCUAGUGCAAGAUCCCAAGGAUAUCGAGGUCCUGCUCGGUAGCCCAAAGUACAUCGAUAAAUCCACCGAGUACGACUUUAUCAGACCCUGGCUGGGCGAGGGGUUGCUGACCAGCCGCGGCCGGAAAUGGCACACACACCGGAAGGUCAUUACGCCAACGUUCCACUUCAAGAUUCUCGAGCAGUUUGUGGAAAUCUUCGACCGCCAGAGCAGCACGUUCGUCAAGGUCCUACAACCGUACGCUGAGGCGGGCAAGUCGUUCGACAUCUUUCCUCAGGUUACACUGUGCGCGUUGGACGUGAUUUGUGAGUCGGCGAUGGGUACAAAGGUGGACGCUCAGCUGAAUUCCACGUCAAGCUACGUGUUGGCCGUGAAAGAGAUCACAAACCUUAUUCAGUUGAGGUUUUAUGAUUUUCUCAUCCGGUACGAUUUCUUCUUCCGCCUGUCCGCGAACAGUCGGAAGCAAAAGAAAGUUAUCAAAGAACUGCAUAACUACACGGACAGCGUGAUUAGGGGACGUCGCGAGCAGCUCGAGCAAAGGGCCACUGGAGGCAGUGACGCGGGUGAGUCGUUAGGUGAUCAGGUAAUCGGCAUCAAGAAGCGGAUGGCGUUCCUGGAUAUGCUCCUGCAGGCUACCGUCGAUGGCCGUCCGCUGACCGAUUUGGAAAUUCGAGAAGAAGUCGACACGUUCAUGUUCGAGGGGCACGACACGACGACGUCGGCCAUUAGCUUUUUGCUGCAAAGUUUGGCGAAAAAUCCCGACGUCCAGCAGAAGGUAUUCGAAGAAGUACGCAGCAUUGUUGGGGACGAUCUGAAGCAGCCCGUUACCAUGGCGAUGCUGAACGACAUGAGCUACCUCGAUCUGGUGAUCAAGGAAACGCUCCGGCUCUUUCCAUCGGUACCGAUGAUUGGGCGAAAGAUGCUCGAAACUACCGAAAUCAAUGGAAAGAUUUAUCCGGCUGGAGCCAAUCUUAUCAUCAUGCCGUUCUUCCUCGGACGUGACGCAAAGUAUUUCCCCAACCCGGAGAAGUUCGAUCCGGAGCGGUUCAACGUGGAGCGGUCAGCCGAGAAGACGAACCCAUACCAGUACAUUCCGUUCAGUGCGGGACCACGGAAUUGCAUUGGUCAGAAGUUUGCUGUGGCCGAGCUGAAGAGCCUGGUGAGCAAGGUACUGCUCCAUUAUGAAAUUCUUCCUCCGUCGGAGGAACGGACCGAGUCGUUUAUUGCAGAACUUAUCCUGCGACCAGAGCAUGGCUUAUUCGUUCGGUUGCAGCCGAGGACAAUGGCAUCUGAAGGCUACAACAGCAGCAGAGCGAUAGUGGACGCGAUGUUUUUGACAGUGAUCGCUGGUUUGGCGAUAGCCUUGGCCGUUUAUGUGUACCUGACAAAGUUUAGUAACAUCCUGAAGUACAGCGGCAAACUCGGCGGUCCCCCGGCAUACCCAUUGAUAGGAAAUGGCCUGCUGUUUGUCAACAACACGCCUGCCGACUUUUUGCCGACCGUUGGUGGUCUGCUUCAGCGGUAUGGAAAUUGUGUUCGCUUAUGGCUAGGCACGCAGCUGCUCAUCGUAAUCUCCGACCCAAAGGACAUAGAGGUGAUCCUGAGCAGCAACAAAUACAUCGACAAGUCGAUUGAGUACAACUACAUCAAACCGUGGCUCGGCGAAGGGCUGCUGACCAGUACCGGGCGAAAAUGGUUCGCGCACCGGAAGGUGAUCACGCCGACGUUCCACUUCAAAAUACUGGAACAGUUUAUUGAGAUAUUCGAUCAGCAGAGCAGCACCUUCGUGGAGGUGCUGAAGCCGUACGCCGAGUCGGGCAAAUCGUUCGACAUUUUUGGCCCAGUCACGCUGUGCGCCUUGGAUGUUAUCUGUGAAACUGCCAUGGGCACGAAGGUCAACGCACAGCUGAAUUCCGAUUCAAAGUAUGUGCAAGCAGUGAAAGAGAUAACAACCCUGGUACAGGUGCGAUUGUUCCACUUCCUGAUUCGGUAUGACUUCUUCUAUCAAUUCUCUGACAACCGCCGUAAGACGCAGGAAGCGUUGAAGGUGUUGCACGGGUAUACGGACAGUGUCAUCAGAAGUCGUCGCGAGGAAUUGAACCGAGCGGCCAAAAGUGGCGGAACCGAGGUGGAUGAAAACGCGAACGACCUCGGUAUUAAGAAGAAGGUGGCGUUCCUGGAUAUGCUGCUGCAGUCCAAGAUCGAUGGGCAACCGUUGACAGAUCUCGAGAUACGUGAAGAAGUGGACACGUUCAUGUUCGAGGGGCACGAUACGACGACGUCGGCCAUUAGCUUUUUGCUGUUAAAUUUGGCGAAAAACCCUGGUGUCCAGCAGAAGGUUUUCGACGAGAUACGGAGCAUCGUUGGGGACGAUCGGAAGCAACCCGUCACCAUGGCGAUGCUGAACGAUAUGAACUACCUCGAUCUGGUGAUCAAGGAAACGCUCCGACUUAACCCAUCGGUACCGAUGAUCGGUCGGAAGAUGGUAGAAAACUCCAACAUCAACGGCAAGAUUUUCCCUGCCGGAUCAAAUAUAAUCAUCAUGCCGUUCUUCCUCGGGCGUGAUCCAAAAAAUUUCCCCAACCCGGAGAAGUUCGAUCCCGAACGGUUCAACGUGGAGCGGUCGGCCGAGAAGACGAACCCGUACCAGUACAUUCCGUUCAGUGCGGGGCCACGGAAUUGCAUCGGGCAGAAGUUUGCCAUAGCGGAGAUCAAAAGUCUGGUGAGCAAGGUCCUGCGCAACUACGAAAUUCUUCCGGCGCUUGGUGAACACAAGGAGUCGUACGUUUCCGAGCUCAUCCUGCGCCCUGGGAAUGGUGUCUUUGUUCGACUGCAGCCGAGGGUUUAUUAG